This is a messenger RNA of Alnus glutinosa, 3013 nucleotides long. RefSeq names its product putative U-box domain-containing protein 50. Gene Ontology annotation, molecular function: ATP binding; ubiquitin-protein transferase activity; protein kinase activity. Gene Ontology annotation, biological process: protein ubiquitination; protein phosphorylation. The record is from RefSeq and is a predicted model, not a curated record. NCBI's taxonomy places the organism in Eukaryota, Viridiplantae, Streptophyta, Magnoliopsida, Fagales, Betulaceae. The transcript has 8 exons. Bases 465 to 2873 code for a protein of 802 amino acids.
AUAUCAACGCACGGGCCAAAGGAGGAGCCAACUAGCCAAGAACCAAGAAGAUUCAAAGGCCAGGAUGGCAAAUAGAUAGACAUCUCUAAGAAAGUGCGUACCAUGGACGAGUAGAGAACGCAACCUUGGCAUGCUCGGCGCUCGCUAAGCCAUACAUUUAAGUCCAAACGUGGCCGUCUUAACUCGUUAAAAAAGAACCAAAACUUCCUCUCUCUGACUCUCUGUCUUUGAAAUCUUCAAUAAUACCUUUUGAAAAAGAAUUCAAUCCACAGCAGCAUUGUCUAGGCCAGGCCUUUUUCCCGGAACUUUCACACUAAACCCCUCAAGACGCUGUAGAUUUGCUUACCUACCAACUGUCAUGUCCUUUUCUGGCGUUGGGUCUUGCCGGAAUUUAUGAACCUCGGUCGGUCUCUUUCUUGUUUCCAUCAAUCAAACGGGUCCGAGUAGCUUGUUUUAGCUAGCCAAUGGAUGCUGAAGCAGAGAAAGUGUAUGUUGCUAUUGGAAAUGAUUUACAGGAUGGAUUCAAGACCUUGGAGUGGGCGCUUAGGAAAUGGAAUUCUCGUCCGAUCUCCAUCGUCAUUCUCCACAUAACUUACAACAUGUCCAUGGAUUUUGUCUACACCCCAUUUGGCAAGCUGCCGGCAAGCGUUGUGAGUGAAGAGAAACUGGAAGUUCUUAGGAGGUUUGAGCAAGAAAAGAUUGAUAAGUUGCUUUCCAAGUAUAUAGCUUUCUGUGGCAAGGUAAAGGCUGAGAUAUUGAAAGUCGAGAAAUACGAUGAACCUGUUCAGAAGCUCAUUCUAGAUUUGAUUUCUGGCCUCCAAAUAACCAAACUAGUCAUGGGGUUUACAUUCAUGAAGUCCUCAUCGUGGAAAUCAAAGAACACGAUUAGUCGGUCAUUUUACAUUCAUCAGCACAAGCCCAAUUUUUGUGAAUUUUACAUAAUCUGUGGAGGAAAGCAGGUGUUACUUAGAGGACACAACGAUGAAGGAACCAUGGAGGAUGAUGAAGGAGUUAUGGUUGCAAAUAUGAGAGAAAAGGCUUCUCUCAGAGGUUGGCUAGGGAAAAUGUUUGCCGAUUCCCCAGAAAGAAAUUCUCGUAUCUCAUCCACUUUGCAGCUACCCAAUUCACAAAAUCAGUGGGAAAACCAUGUCGAAGAAAUUGAAAGUUAUUUCCAGCAAUUGUUGUCUUCUUCAGAUUUGGAUGGAGAUGAUCCUGCCCAGGAGAAUGACGAUUUCCAGACUAGCCCAGAAUCAGAUAUGCUGGAAAACACUGAUGCCAAUAUGAGUCCCACAGAAAAAAUCGAAUAUUUAAGAAGUAAAAUCAGUGAAGCCCAGCAGGCAACCCAGGAGAAGAGAAGAGAAGCUAAGGACAACAUUGAAAGGCAUGCGAAAGCUAAAUGGGUCAUUUCUUUAAGCAUUCAUCGGGCUGAAGAACUUGAAGCAGGGAUAAAAGAGGAGGCUAAAAAACGAUCAGAGUUGGAGAGAGAAUUAGAUUCUGAAAAGGAACAGAUGAACGAAGUAAUAAACGACAUUGAAGAAAGCAAGAGCAGGCUAAGCUCACUUGUACAGCUCCAAACCGAGCUCUGUAGCAAGCUUCAGAGGUCCACAUUGGCAAAGUCACGCUCCGAGACCCAACUGGAAAAGGCUGUGAUGACGAGGGCAGAGAUGGUUAGGGAGAUUGAGGAGUUGCGGAGGCAGAGAGAUGUGCUCAACCGGAGGAUUGAGUUUUGCAGAGAAAAAGACGCCAUUGGAAUGGCUACAAAGCUUGAUGAAUUGAGAUGUGGUUUUAGGGAGUACACGGCCGAGGAGAUCAGAUCAGCCACCGGUGAUUUUUCUGAUAGCAUGAGAUUGAAAUCUGGAGGGGACCGAACUAAUGUGUAUAGAGGGCGCAUGAAUCAUGGCACAGUUGCAAUCAAAAUGCUCAAUUCAACCAAUCAAAUAUCCCAAGAAGUUUUCCAAGAUAAGGUGGAUCUACUUGGCAAUAUCCGACACCCGCAUUUGGUCGCCAUGAUUGGAUUAUGUUCCGAGCUAAAAUGCUUUGUGUUUGAGUACAUGCACAAUGGCAGCUUACAAGACGUGUUAUCUUCCUCCCACUCCAACAGAAGCUCUGGGCAAAGAAACCAGGCCCUCGGGUGGCAGGACCGGAUCGGCAUUGCGGCCCAGGUUUGCUCGGGCCUGAGCUUCCUCCACUCGGCCCGGCCCAUCCCCAGGCCCAUUGUUCAUGGCGGCCUCACACCCUCCAACAUCCUCCUUGAUCGUAAUCGCAUGGCAAAGAUCAGUGGUUAUGGGCCCCCAGAAGCCCAUGAUGCAUGUGAUGUGGGAGUGGAUAUUCGGGCUUUUGGGGGUGUAUUGCUACAUCUUCUAACAGGGAGAAACUGGGCCGGGUUGGUUGAGGAGGCAAUGGCAAUGGGUAGUGCCGGGCUGGCCCAGGUUCUGGAUGAGGUGGCUGGAGAUUGGCCGUUGGAUCUGGCAGAGGAGUUUGCGGGCUUAGCACUGAGGUGUUUGUCCAAUACAGAGUUGAGCAUCACAAGGGUGAUGGAAGAGCUCAACAAGAUGAAGAACAAGGCUGAUGAAGUAAUGGGAAGAUCUGAGCCGGUCAUCAAUGGAAGUGAUUAUGGAGCAGAUUCAUAUGAUGUACCCAGAGCUUUCCUCUGCCCCAUAUUUCAGGAUAUAAUGAAGAACCCGCACGUGGCAGCGGAUGGAUUUUCAUAUGAGCUGGAAGCAAUAGCGGAAUGGCUAGAAAUGGGGCGUGAUACUUCACCCAUGACAAACUUGCGUCUCAAGCAUACACAGCUCUUCCCCAACCAUGCCCUUCGUUCUCUCAUUGAGGAUUGGCGAAAUAAUAUUUUCACGAGUGUCUCCCUGCAACUGUAAAUUCUUUUGUUUUUCCUCUUGUAAAGGAUAAAAGGCUGCCUUGGGCCUAUAGUGAGUGGCUACGAGAGCACCAUAAAUAGGUUGAAGAAGGGCUAUGAUGGAUAUAAAAGAAUUUGUUAAUGAGACUUACGUGGACCAAA